UAAGAAGUCUUUUGUCAAGCUGUUUGUAUGUGUUUAUUGCUCUACCACCGCUGCCUAAUUUUAGACUGGAGCUUCCAGUCCUGCUCCUGAGCAGUGACCUUAAGACCUUAAGGUCUUAUCAUGCAUUGGUCAGUGCGGUCCACCCCCACUGAGCUCCACCAAUGGGAUCUCAACACAGAGUAAGCGAAGGCUGGAAUAAGAAUCAAAACACAACACUAUCCUGACUGGCAUGUCAAUUUUGGACUGUGAGUUGUUUUUUUUUUACUUUAAACUGACAGAAAAGAAGGCAGAAGUCAACCCUGUGUCUCAGGUACUUUUUCUCUUGUCAUUGAGUGAAGACAUAAGCUGCUUUGAGGCGUGACCUUCCUCCCAGCAAAGGCAAAACAAACAGCAUAGACACAAUGUAAAUGCCUUUACACACUUUAUCCAAGGGCACAGUUGUUAGAAAACUGUUAAAAAAGCUCAACAGCUUGUAGGCUUUAACCUGUGUUUGAAUGUCUUAAGAAAGCAUAUGCUUAUUUUUACAGUGUUACAAGAUGUUUGUCAUAUGCAAAUGUAUGCUACUGUUUUUGUCUUAAGGCCUUUAACACCUCCACCAUUGUUAUUUAUAGUUAGGACACUGUGCCUCUGUACAAUAACUAAUAGUUUUAAAAUCAAUUAUAAAUAAGCAUCUAAAUAUAUACCUUACGCACUGAGUACAAUUAAAGCAAUAGGUCCUGACUGAUUUUUAGCAUAAAUAUAUCAUUACAUUUUUUACGCAGAUAAAAUAUGGGCCGAUAUCUCAACUUAUGUUCAAGCUCUGGGAAAUCAAUCCUAAAAUCCUACUGCAAAAUCAAGUACUUAAUGAGCAUUCUGAGGAAAAUCCACUGUCGUGACCAAUUCAGGUUCUCAUUUCAACCUCAACCUUUUUCAACUAACCCAACCAGAAAGACAAGUGGACACAAAUACCCCAGGAAUACAUUCUUCAAAUAUCACCACACCUCAAUCAACAUUGAAUAUUCACGUGAACAUUUUUACUCUACCUCUUCUAGAAGGGACGAAUUUAAGGUUGAAGCUCCAGUAGGAAUUUUGGAGGAGACUCAAGAAAAUGGUCAACUGAGUAGACUUGGUGGUCGUCUUGGUCAAUCAUUUAAUCAGUUGUCAACACAUAUUAACAUGUAUUUCAAAAGAAAGAACACUGAAUCUCCAGCUAAAAGUUCAAAUACAAGGACAGCAACACCUCUUCAGACAGCUACCCAGGAAUGCAAUUUACCUCAAAAUAAAGCCACAUUACAAACAUUCAGUAAUAAUGAAACAAUUCCCCCUCCUUCACUCAGCUAUUUAGGUGUACAACUUUUUCAUUCCAGCUAUUUGGCAACACGAUUUGGAGAAAGCUACUAUUAUGUUGCAAAACACAUAAAUUCAUUUUUUUCAAGAGGGGAUGCCCAAGGUAAAGAACAGGAUCAUUUUGAUAUGCAUUCAAGAAGUGAGCAGAUUAACACAAGAAAGUUUAAAAAUGUCUCAUCGGAUGCCACUCAUGGCAAUCAAAAAGCUACAAAUAUCCAAAAUUCUACCUCCAGUAGCUGGGAAGAAGGUUAUGCAAUGUUUGCUACACACAUUAAUAAAUACUUUGGAGCUCUUGCUACUGAUAAGAAGAAACCAGGAGAAUAUACCCUGCCCCAAACCUCCAAACAUUUACCCAACAAACUGAAUCAAGUAUUUGAAUCAAAAGAUGGACUGGAUGGCCUUUUCCAUAGCAGCCACAAUGCAACACAUUUUGGUGAGAAUCAUUUCCAAAUGGCAAACCACGUCAAUCAGUAUUUCAAAGGAGAAACAUUGGAAGAGAUUGAUCUGGAUGAAACAGAGGUGGCUCCUGCUUUUACAAACUCAGGUCAAAUGAAAACUGUUUCUCUUCUGGACUGCCUGCUACAUCCUUCCAGUGCUAUCCCGGAUUUCCUCAAUAUAUAUCUCAGACCAAACCGAAUCAACAAUAUAACGUCACCUAGAAAUACAUGGAACAAUAAGUUCCUAAGUAAAAGGCAAGCAGAAGAAGUUACUUACAAUUUGAUAACAACACUGGAACAGACGACCUCUCCAGAAGACCUAGCAUCCUGCAUUGAAGCUCUCAAUGAGAAUCUUAUUCGGUACCCAUCAUGCAGAAUGGUCUUAUGGCAAAAAAAAACUGCUGUGUUACUACUACGAAAACGCCGCUCCUAUAAAAAUCAUGAGGGUCUUCAGAAUGCCAUCAGAGAAGUCCUUGCCUUGGUGGGAUAUGUAGAUCCUGCAAAAGGCAGAGGCAUCAGGGUUUUGUCCAUUGAUGGUGGUGGUACAAGAGGUGUAGUUCCUCUGCAAGUGUUAAAAGUUUUAGAGGCUCAAACAGGCAGGAAGAUACCCCAAUUAUUUGACUACAUUUGUGGAGUAAGCACAGGUGCUGUACUUGCCUUCAUGCUGGGUCUGGCCCAUUUUUCUCUCAGAGAGUGUGAGGACAUGUAUCAGCAUUUUGGAUCUGAGGUUUUCUGUCAGAAUCCAUUUGUGGGAACAGUGAAGAUGGGCUGGAGUCAUUCGUACUAUGACACAGAGACCUGGGAGACCAUACUCAGAGAGAAGCUUGGGGAGCGACUGCUUAUUAAAACAGCAAGAGAUGAGUUAAGCCCAAAGGUUUCAGCUGUCAGUGCUGUUGUGAACUGGGGAACAAGUCCAAAAGCUUUUGUUUUUCGUAACUACAACCACAGUCCUGGAUCACUCAGUCGAUACGCAGGAGGCAGUGGGUAUCAGAUGUGGCAGGCAGUCAGAGCCUCAUCAGCUGCUCCAGGAUACUUUCAAGAGUUCACUUUACAAGGAGACAUUCACCAGGAUGGGGGAAUCAUUGUGAACAACCCAUGUGCUUUAGCGGUGCACGAGAGCCGUCUGCUGUGGCCUCACCAGCCCUUUCAAUGUGUGCUUUCUCUGGGCACUGGUCGCUAUGACAGUGUAAAGAGAAACCCAGCCACCUCCACCAGUCUGAGGGCCAAAAUCAGCAACCUAAUUUGUAGUGCCACUGACACCGAAGGAGUCCACACACUUUUAGAUGACCUUCUCGCACCGAACGUAUAUUUCCGGUUCAACCCCACAAUGAGCACGGUGGUUGCCCUUGACGAAAGCCGACCUGGAGCUUUGGAGGUACUCAGGCAAGAUACACAAGAGUACCUAGAGAGAAAUCAUCCUAAACUGGCCAGACUGUGCUUGGUUCUUGGGGCAGAGCGUUCGGCUAUGAGCAAAACAAUGGACUGGAUGAGUGAGAGGGCUUGGGGAAUGAAGCAGCGUUGGGUGUGAGUAGAUAUAGCCAUUAAAACUACUACUGUCCAUUAAGACUACUACAACAGAACAACAUAAAAGACUAUGAAAUCAAAAUAUGUACCUACAAGAAGGUAGCUUCCAAAAAUAAAGCUGUGUGCUCAAAUAUAUUGACCAUAUGAUGAAAAUAUUGUGUUAAUGUAUUUCAUAUUUAUAUUAUUUGUUGUAAGACUUCAUAAAAACAUAUACUAAAGAAGAGGAGUUAAUAACAGUUUAAAGAUGCACUGCCACCUGCUUGUUUCCAUGGAGAUGUUAAAGCUGUGCCUCAAAUUCACAGUAAUGCAUUAAACAUAUCUAUAUUGCAUUUGUCCAAUUAGGGGUAUUUUUGUUGCUAAACAAAUCUGGCCUGGUGGAGCACACUUGUCUUUAAGAAGAGAUCUAACUUCUUAAAGACAAGCGUGCAAUACUGUGAAGCAUCUCCAUGGAGAUAAGCGUUUGGCAGACCUACCUCCAAAAAAGUUACAUUGUACACUUUUUUAGCUAUAAUAACUGUAUAGAUGUACCGUAUGUUAUUGUAAUAAACAUCAUCAAUUGAAUGCACAUAUACUUCAUUCUUUUUAUUACUGCUUAAUAAGUCAGUCAUUUCAGGUACCAAAUUCUACUUUUGUAUUCAUUUCUCAUUUGGUGAAUGGUCUAUGGGUUUAUCAAUGAAAUCCUAUCCACUUUGUUAGGGUUAAAUUCAUUGUUGUACCGUCUGUGGGCUGUAUCAUUUUAAUUCACAAUAGCUUGGGCCUGACAGAGGCCCUUUGUUCA
Messenger RNA from Boleophthalmus pectinirostris (great blue-spotted mudskipper), 4065 nucleotides. RefSeq names its product calcium-independent phospholipase A2-gamma-like. Gene Ontology annotation, cellular component: membrane. The record is from RefSeq and is a predicted model, not a curated record. The coding region runs from base 769 to 3291 and encodes 840 amino acids. Gene Ontology annotation, biological process: arachidonate metabolic process. The transcript is spliced from 8 exons. NCBI's taxonomy places the organism in Eukaryota, Metazoa, Chordata, Actinopteri, Gobiiformes, Gobiidae.